Molecule: messenger RNA, 2327 nt
Organism: Peromyscus californicus insignis
Lineage: Eukaryota; Metazoa; Chordata; Mammalia; Rodentia; Cricetidae
Gene: Rd3l
Product: RD3 like
Exons: 4
Coding region: 464-1057 (197 amino acids)
Source: RefSeq, a predicted model, not a curated record
UAUUUUUCCUGCUUUCAUUGGAAGGGACAGUGACCUGGCUUCCAAAUGGCCUGAAAGUUAAGCUGAAGAAUAAAAGCAGUGUGGUUAUUUUUAGAGCUCUACAGGCAUAAAAAUACAGCAUGGAACUGUGACCCACGGCUAUGCACAGCAAAGCAGCACAUCAUGCGACAAUCUUCACCUCAGCUGGGAGAGCAUCUGUAGUGCCUCACACGCCUGCUCUUCAUUCCGUUUCCAGAGACUCUGCAGCAUGCAUUUGGGACCAGCAUCCAUAGCUGCCGGCAUCUUUUGCAAACAAAAAAAGCUACAUUCAAAAGUUCCAGUAGGUAAAUAAGGAGACACGUUCCUUCACCGGAGGACACCUCCAAGAGAAUGAGACCUGCCUGAGUGAAGCAGUUUCAACUCCAGUUAAAGCAAAUUCUCUGGCAACAUUCCCACAGUACAUCGACUACUCAUCAGCCUAAAAAUGCCACUUUUCAGCUGGAUGAAAUGGCCCAAAACGGAUUCCUACCAGCAAACCCAGCGUGCCGGCUCCGACGGGGUGACCAAGACUCUGCUUCGGGAGUUAAAAUGGCAUCUGAAGGAGCGUGAGAGAUUAAUACAAGAGAUCGAAAAUGAACAGAGAGUGAAAAGAACAGGCGUGGAUUACAACUGGCUGAGGAACUACCAGAACCCUCAUGCAACCAUCCCAGCUACUGAACAAAGACAACUGGAAGUUCUGUGCUCUCAAGUGCAGCCCUGUCAAACCGGAACCAUCCUCAGCAGAUUUCGAGAACUUUUGGCAGAAAAUGAUGUACUUCCCUGGGAAAUAGUCUACAUCUUCAAGCAAGUUCUGAAAGACUCCCUCAGCAGUCCUGACAGAGGGGGUCAGCACGCUGGCCUGGGGGACUCUGACAUCACCUGUUCCCCGGCCCCUGUGCUCCCAGGUGAAAGCUCUGAGAGGCCAGACAAAGAUGAAAUACCCACAAUUUCAAGUUACGUAGACAGAAAUGCCAAGAACAGGUUUCCAUCAUGCUCACACAGAGUAUGGAACCUGCCAUACUAUUACCCAUCGAGUUAAGGAGCACCAUGGUCACCUUAGAGCCAGAGCUGUGAGCAUCAACCAGAACAAACAGUCAUGUGACCCCAGGUUUCUGACCUUGUUACAUGAUCAGAAGUUAAAAUUCCUGGGUUGCCAACCUAUUUUAGCAGCAUUGCUUUUUAACGACUCUAAAUAGUCAAUAUUUUAGUUGGUUAGUAUGCUUUUAACUAAAAUGUCGCCUAAAUGUUUAAAUAUUUUCUUAUACCUCAAACAUGUCACAGAACUAGGGAAAUUUAAUAUGAAGUCUGACAUAUUUUUUGUGAAACUUAAUGAACCUUGACUUUUAUUCUAAGAGAGUCCAUGUGUAGAAUAAAUGAUUAAUGUGAACUUCUCCUUAUAAUGCGAUACUGAAAUGAAGUCAACAUCCAUUACAUCAAGUCGCCCUCCACAGAAACAAGAGAAAGGGGCCAUGAUCGUGAAAACAAUCUUCCAUUUAAAAGCAUAGCAGUGCUUUCCCUGUUUUUGAGAAAAGUUCACUACGUCACAGGUAGGAGUUUGGAGAGAGGAUGGAGGUCAGUCAUGAGGCAGGCCAGCAGCUGCACGACAAAGGGGCGCCAAGAAGCCCCAAGUAGGGGGAGAGGUACUUAGGUUCUGGCCAGAUCCAAAAGGAAGGAAACAAAGAAAACUUCAUGCCCUCUCUGAGUCCUGACUCAUAUCCAACAGAACCUCAUAGCAGCCCCUGGGAACUGCCGACAAUCUGAUUUCUAGUCAUAGUUAACAGAUCCAGGGUUUUAUACCUCAUGCUGUUUACAAUGCCUAAAUUUGGUGACGGAAUUAAGGUUAAAUCUGUGCACGCAUGUGUGCAUGUGUGUGCGCGUGUAUUAAGUACUUAGGACUCCUGGGGUGCUUCAGGUACAUUUUAUUAAAAAUUAUAUGGGCACAAUAGCUAAAAUUUUUAGCUAGAGAAUAGAGAAAAUAAGUUCAUCCACAGAAAAACAGCUGUACAGUACUUUACACAACAGACUUUAAAAGUUGUCAUUACUAGCCAGACCAAUCUGUUUAGCAAUGCUAAAAUAAUUCUACAUGCUGAGUACUGUGCAUAACUUCUCAUUUAAUCCAAACCUUGUACAUCUGAGAUGUAAUUCUCACUUGACAAAGGAGUGAACAGCACAGACAAGUUCAGUGCCUUGCCAAGCUCAAGGUAACUAGCAGAGCUGGAAUCACACCCAGCCUGUCCUACCCCAACCCCAAGCUACUUUCCACAGUCCAAAUGCAAUUAACAGUUGUCUAUCUGACACAUCCUCUUGGA